Molecule: messenger RNA, 1406 nt
Organism: Caenorhabditis elegans
Lineage: Eukaryota; Metazoa; Nematoda; Chromadorea; Rhabditida; Rhabditidae
Source: the annotation of a RefSeq genome assembly
AUGCAAGAAAAGUGGCGUAAGAAGCGUAUGCGCCGUCUUAAGCGCCUGAGGAGAGCCGCAAAGAAGUAGACAAGCUGAUUAAUCUCCAAGACGUUCAAUUUUGCUGUUAAUCUGCGAUUUCGGGCACCAUCUCUUCAGCAAUCUUUUGACAAAUGAACGAGGAAAUCGACUGAGUAAGAGAAAAGAAGGAAAUCUUCCCAGGACAGUUCGCACCAUCUGUUUCACAUCGAUUUAUCAAAGAGCUUGAAACAUCUGGUCGUCUUCUUCGAAACUACACUCAAAAUAUCGAUACAUUGGAUCAGACUGUAGCAUCAGACUGUAAUUAAAAGAGUUGUAGAAUGUCAUGGAUCCUUUUCAAAAUGUACAUGUACACGCUGUGGACAACGAUAUGAUGGGAAUGAGAUUCGUGAGGAAGUUCUUGAUAUGCGUGUUGCCCAUUGCAAAGUUGUCAAGGAGUCAUCAAACCGAAUAUUGUAUUCUUUGGAGAGGAUCUCGGAAGAGAAUUUCAUCAACAUGUUACAGAAGACAAGCAUAAAGUAGAUCUUAUUGUAGUGAUUGGAUCUUCUCUAGAAGUUCCACCAGUUGCAUUAAUUCCUCAUUGUGUUGAUAAGAAUGUUCCACGAAUUCUAAUCAACAGAGAAUCCCUCCAACAUUAUAAUGCGGAUAUUGAAUUGCUCGGAAAUUGUGAUGGCACCAUCAGAGAUAUCUGUUUCAGUCUUGGAGGCUCCUUCACUGAACUGAUUACAUCUUAUGAUUCAAUUAUGGAACAACAAGGAAAAUCGAAAUCACAAAAGCCUUCACAAAACAAACGACAGCUUAUUUCACAGGAAAACUUUUUGAAUAUAUGUAUGAAAGAGAAGAGUAAUGAUGAUUCGAGUGAUGAGCCAACAUUGAAGAAACCGAGAAUGUCGGUCGUUGACGAUUUGAUGGAUUCCGAGAAGAAUGAUUUCCAGGAAAUACAAAAGCAUAAGUCAGAAGAUGACGAUGAUGCACGGAAUUCGGACGCUAUCCUAAAGAAAAUAAAGCAUCCAAGGCUGCUGAGCAUUACUGAGAUGCUCCAUGACAAUAAGUGUGUUGCGAUUUCUGCUCAUCAAACUGUCUUUCCUGGGACUGAAUGCUCAUUUGAUCUAGAAACGUUGAAACUAGCUCGUGAUGUUCAUCACGAGAAACAUUGCGAAAGCUCGUGUGGUUCGUAUUGAUCAUCAAAUGCCGAUUCAGAAGCAAAUCAAUUGUCUAGAGCACAAUCGCUAGAUGACUUUGUACUAUCCGACGAGGAUCGAAAAACACGAUACAUCUGGACUUGCAACGAGCCGAUUCAUGUGAUGGAGAUUUUCAGUAUGAACUAUCUGAAACGAUUGAUCCUGGAACAUUCUCGCAUUUGUGUGAAGAAAUGCGUAUUUGAAACU